AACACAACACAGAGUUUAACAAUCAAUACAAUACCUCUUCGUUUUGCAUUACCUGUGCGUCCAGUCAUAUGACUGACCCAUACAUGUGACUCAUAAUGUGUGACCUUUACAUACAUGCUUUAAUCCCAUUAUAGGUCUCCCCCUAUAAUACCUGUUCCGUACAGACAGUCAGUGUGUGAUUGAGUGAAGUAUAAGACACAUGACAUUAGAGGUCCAAACAUCACAUCUCAGUGUUUGAUCCGCACUUCUUGUGUCCCAAAUGUUUGCGCCGACGAUAACAGCGAUGAACCGAUUGAUUGGUCGGACGGAUAGCCCCUCCGCACACGUGACCCAACCCAAGGCUCCCGAAGACGUGGACAUUAAUCAGGGAUAUUAUGUCCACUCGACUAAACUCGGCGAAGGCGGCUUCGGAACCGUACGACUGGCCACUCAUUACAAGACUAAUCAGAAGGUGGCCAUCAAGAAGAUGAACAAAUUGAAGUUAGGGGGCGAUCUGUUCCGCGUCAAGACAGAGAUCAGCGCUUUGAAAGUGUUGAAUCACGACAAUAUCGCCCAACUAUUGCAAGUGAUUGAAACUCAAGACACUAUCUAUUUAGUUCUGGAGGUAACUGAUCCCUACAUCUUAGUUAUUGAAUGUUGA
Molecule: messenger RNA, 640 nt
Organism: Medioppia subpectinata
Lineage: Eukaryota; Metazoa; Arthropoda; Arachnida; Sarcoptiformes; Oppiidae
Source: the annotation of a GenBank genome assembly